UUGGUGACUAGUUAUUACAAUAUAUUCUCGUGCUUAAUUUCGUAUUAAUCACCCAUUUAUUGAGUUAUUACCUUUUGGUAUCUUGUCCAUAUAUUACUUCUUAUUACAUGUUUUCUAGUUUUUCUCUAUAUGUUCAUACAGCAAAAUCAGCAUUCCCUUUAUUGUUUCUACGUACGUCUCCUUCUCUCUGUGUCGCGCAAUCAAUGGUUUUACUUCACCAUGUAAGCCUCUCUGUGUUACUUCUUCUCUCAUCAUCAAUCGAAUAUGUUUUCUUCCUACUCUGUCGCUGAACCAAUCAUUUGUUGUAUUGCCUGUGUUGUGUGUUUAAUGCAGUUAGAGCAGGGGGUGCGUCCGAUUUCACGGUGUUACAAUCCCAAUCCAACAACGUAUCCAACAACAAUAGGAAGAAAUAUUUUCUUCCCAGGUGCAGGUGCAGGUGCAGGUGCAGCCACAAGCAGCAAGCUGUUCUCCAGAGGUUUCUCAGUCACAAAGCCAAAACCGAAAACCGAAUCAAAAGAAGCCGCUGCGAAGAAACAUAGUGACGCAGAGAGAAGACGACGGCUUAGGAUUAACUGCCAAUUUGCAACUCUCCGCACUAUUCUUCCAAACUUGGUCAAACAGGAUAAAGCAUCUGUGCUUGGAGAGACUGUCAGGUACUUCAACGAAUUGAAAAAGAUGGUUCAGGACAUACCAACCACACCAUCUUUAGAAGACAGCUUGAGAUUGGGUCACUGUAAUAACAACAGAGACUUGGCAAGAGUCGUAUUCAGUUGUAGCGACAGAGAAGGGCUAAUGUCAGAGGUUGCAGAGUCGCUGAAAGCAGCCAAAACAAAGGCAGUGAGAGCUGAGAUCAUGACAGUAGGUGGAAGAACCAAGUGUGCCUUGUUUGUUCAAGGUGUAAAUGGAAAUGAAGGAUUGGUUAAGCUCAAGAAAUCGUUGAAACCUGUAGUGAAUGGUAAAAUUUCAUCAGAGGCAAAGAACAACAUCAAUGAAGGAUCGUUGUUGACCCAGCAGCAGUGA
Capsella rubella is the source of this 1020-nucleotide messenger RNA. Its product is annotated as transcription factor bHLH131. Lineage: Eukaryota; Viridiplantae; Streptophyta; Magnoliopsida; Brassicales; Brassicaceae. Gene Ontology annotation, biological process: regulation of DNA-templated transcription. The record is from RefSeq and is a predicted model, not a curated record. Gene Ontology annotation, molecular function: protein dimerization activity; DNA-binding transcription factor activity.